GGUCGCGGGGUCGGGUGCCGCCCGGCGAACCGGAUGCGGCGGCGACCGUGAGGCCGAGCCGGGUGCGGACGUCGACGCCGAGCGUCGGGGGGCGGGGGGGGGCAGGGCUCCCCGGGAGGAGGAAGAAGCAACGGCCGCGGGCGGCGGGGGAGCGGCGGGAAGGCGACAGCGAGGCCAGGCCGGGGCCGGGCCGCGGGGGCCGCGGGGGCCGCCAUGGGCAACCGGGGGAUGGAGGAGCUGAUCCCGCUGGUGAACAAGCUGCAGGACGCCUUCAGCUCCAUCGGCCAGAGCUGCCACCUCGACCUGCCGCAGAUCGCCGUGGUGGGCGGCCAGAGCGCCGGCAAGAGCUCGGUGCUGGAGAACUUCGUGGGCCGAGACUUCCUCCCCCGAGGUUCUGGAAUCGUCACCCGGCGGCCUCUCAUCUUGCAGCUCAUCUUCUCCAAAACAGAAUAUGCUGAAUUUCUGCACUGCAAGUCCAAAAAGUUUACAGACUUCGAUGAGGUGCGGCAGGAGAUCGAAGCAGAGACCGACCGGGUCACGGGGACCAACAAGGGUAUCUCCCCGGUGCCCAUCAACCUGCGGGUCUACUCGCCCCACGUGUUGAAUCUGACCCUCAUCGACCUCCCGGGCAUCACCAAGGUCCCCGUGGGGGACCAGCCCCCUGACAUCGAGUACCAGAUCCGGGAGAUGAUUCUGCAGUUCAUCAGCCGGGAGAGCAGCCUCAUCCUGGCCGUCACCCCCGCCAACAUGGACCUGGCUAACUCAGACGCCCUGAAAAUGGCCAAGGAGGUGGACCCCCAAGGCCUGCGGACCAUCGGCGUCAUCACCAAGCUGGACCUGAUGGACGAGGGUACCGACGCCAGGGACGUCCUGGAAAACAAGCUGCUCCCCUUGAGAAGAGGCUACAUCGGGGUGGUGAACCGUAGCCAGAAAGACAUUGAAGGCAAGAAGGACAUCCGGGCCGCGCUGGGGGCCGAGCGCAAGUUCUUCCUGUCGCACCCCGCUUACCGGCACAUGGCAGACCGCAUGGGGACCCCGCAUCUGCAGAAGACGCUCAACCAGCAACUGACCAAUCACAUCCGGGAGUCGCUGCCGGCCCUGCGCAGCAAACUACAGAGCCAGCUGCUGUCUCUGGAGAAGGAGGUGGAGGAGUACAAGAGCUUCCGGCCUGACGACCCCACGCGCAAAACCAAAGCCUUGCUGCAGAUGGUCCAGCAGUUCGGGGUGGACUUUGAGAAGCGGAUUGAGGGCUCGGGGGACCAGGUGGACACGCUGGAGCUGUCGGGGGGCGCCCGCAUCAACCGCAUCUUCCACGAGCGCUUCCCCUUUGAGCUGGUGAAGAUGGAGCUUGACGAGAAAGAUCUGAGGAGAGAAAUCAGCUACGCCAUCAAGAAUAUCCAUGGAGUCAGGACUGGGCUAUUCACCCCGGAUAUGGCCUUUGAAGCCAUUGUGAAAAAACAAAUUGUCAAACUCAAAGAACCGAGUUUGAAGUGUGUUGACCUGGUGGUCUCAGAGCUGGCCACCGUCAUUAAGAGGUGUGCCGAGAAGCUCAGCUCCUAUCCCCGGUUGCGAGAAGAGACAGAACGGAUCGUUACCACGUACAUCCGGGAACGGGAGGGGAGGACCAAGGACCAGAUUCUGCUCCUGAUUGACAUCGAGCAGUCCUACAUCAACACCAACCACGAGGACUUCAUUGGAUUUGCCAACUGUUACUAUACCGAGCAACUGGUCACCGGUGCCCAGCAGAGAAGCACCCAGCUGAACAAGAAGAGGGCCAUCCCCAACCAGGGGGAGAUUUUGGUGAUCCGGAGAGGCUGGCUGACCAUUAAUAACAUCAGCCUCAUGAAGGGAGGCUCCAAGGAGUACUGGUUCGUGCUGACGGCGGAGUCCCUGUCCUGGUACAAGGACGAGGAGGAGAAGGAGAAAAAAUACAUGUUGCCUCUGGACAACUUGAAAAUCCGGGACGUGGAGAAGGGCUUCAUGUCGAACAAGCACGUCUUUGCCAUCUUCAACACAGAGCAGAGAAACGUGUAUAAGGACCUGCGGCAGAUUGAACUGGCCUGUGACUCCCAAGAGGACGUGGACAGCUGGAAGGCCUCCUUCCUCCGAGCCGGCGUGUACCCCGAGAAGGACCAGACCGAGAGCGAAGAUGGGGUGCAGGAGAACACGUUCUCCAUGGACCCACAGCUGGAGCGGCAGGUGGAGACCAUCCGCAACCUCGUGGACUCCUACGUCGCCAUCAUCAACAAAUCCAUCCGGGACCUCAUGCCAAAGACCAUCAUGCAUCUUAUGAUCAACAACACCAAGGCCUUCAUCCACCACGAGCUGCUGGCCUACCUGUACUCGUCGGCCGACCAGGGCAGCCUGAUGGAGGAGUCGGCAGAGCAGGCCCAGCGUCGCGACGACAUGCUGCGGAUGUACCACGCCCUCAAGGAGGCGCUCGCCAUCAUCGGGGACAUCAGCACCAGCACCGUGUCCACGCCGGUGCCGCCACCUGUGGAUGACACCUGGCUGCAGAACGCCAGCGCCCACAGCCCGACACCGCAGCGCCGCCAAGUGUCCAGUGUACACCCCCCAGGCAGACCCCCGGCCGUGAGGGGCCCCACCCCAGGGCCCCCCCUCAUCCCCAUGCCCGUGGGGCCGGCACCCUCAUUCUCAGCGCCCCCCAUCCCAUCCCGGCCCGGCCCCCAGAGCGUGUUCGCCAACAAUGACCCCUUCUCAGCACCGCCUCAAGUCCCGUCUCGGCCUGUACGGGUCCCCCCUGGAAUUCCCCCCGGAGUGCCGAGCAGGAGACCCCCCGCCGCACCCAACCGGCCCACCAUCAUCCGCCCCGCUGAGCCGUCCCUGCUUGACUAGACCCUGGGGGGCCCCUCCCAGUGCACCCCAAGCUGCAGGAACUUCAGGCGGCCUAGCCCCCCCCGUCACAGUCGCCACUCCCUGAGCGGCCCCUGACUCCCCUAACCACGAUCGUCCUCUGCAGCUGGACACAGCACUGAAUUGGGGGGGGGCCCUGAGCCCCCCGGACAGAGCAGUGGGCUAUUGCACUUUGGGGAGGGUGGGGACGGGGCCUUACGGGGUCCAGAGGAGGGAACUAUCUGGACCCAACGUUGUGUCUAAGGGUGUCUCCCGCCUGCAAGCUUGGGUCACCAACCUCAUGGACACCGGGGACCCGGCCCUUGUUGGGGUGCAAGAAAUGGACCCUGUCUCAGCAGAGGCCCAAUAGCAGUACCCAUCUGCCUGCUCUGGGCCAGUCACCAGAGGUGCCUCUUAUCUGCUCCCCACUCCCAGCCUCGCUCCCUCUAAGCCCUGCGUCUCCAGAGGUGCUGGGGGUUGAGUGGAGGGUUGGGGGGGUGCCUCCCCUGACAGAGGGGGGACUGAGCCCCCCCCGGGCAGCCUCUCGCCCCCCUGCUCAGAUUGACCACUAUAAGUGCCUGCGCCCUGUAUCUUAAUGAACUAAAAUAAAGGGAAAAAGCUUAAA
Molecule: messenger RNA, 3478 nt
Organism: Erinaceus europaeus (western European hedgehog)
Lineage: Eukaryota; Metazoa; Chordata; Mammalia; Eulipotyphla; Erinaceidae
Gene: DNM2
Product: dynamin 2
Exons: 22
Coding region: 214-2856 (880 amino acids)
Cellular component (GO): microtubule; cytoplasm; membrane
Molecular function (GO): microtubule binding; GTPase activity; GTP binding
Source: RefSeq, a predicted model, not a curated record